Molecule: messenger RNA, 3233 nt
Organism: Portunus trituberculatus (swimming crab)
Lineage: Eukaryota; Metazoa; Arthropoda; Malacostraca; Decapoda; Portunidae
Gene: Sans
Product: Usher syndrome type-1G protein-like
Exons: 9
Coding region: 131-1597 (488 amino acids)
Molecular function (GO): protein binding
Source: RefSeq, a predicted model, not a curated record
CAGCAGGUCAGCGACAGUCAUUCAGUCAUCAUAACACAGUGGUGGAGGGAGGACGUGGUGCUCCGCCGGGGCUUCCUGGAUACAGUGUUCCCAGUGCGCGGAUGAGUGACGUAAAGACCACUACUACACAAUGUCCGAUAGAUUUCACAGGGCGGCGCGGGACGGGUACCUGCACGUGCUGAAGGAGGCCACCAGGCGGGACUGCAACCAACCUGAUGAAGAUGGCCUCACUCCGACCUCCUGGGCUGCCUACGAGGGGAACCUGGACGCUCUUAGGGUCAUUGUGGGGAGAGGUGGUGACCCGGAUAAAUGCGACCACUACGGCAACACGGCCCUGCAUUGUGCCGCCGCGCGGGGCCACAUGUCCUGUGUCUCCUUCCUCGUCAACUUCGGCGUGAACGUGUGGGCGCUAGACAACGAACUGCACACCGCCAAGGACAUGGCCGCCAUGAACAACAAAGAUGAAAUCCUGCGUUACCUGGACUCUGUGUACGCCAAGCAAACAGUGUCUGAUCCCAAGCAAGUCAAAAAGAUCCAGGAGAAGGCACAGAAGGAUGCAGAGAAGAGACGGAAGGAUUUCGAUAAAAUUCAAAAGAAAGCUGACAAGAAACGAGAGGAGGAAAAUAUUAAGUUGCAGAAAGAACGAGAGAAGAUUGAGAGAAAUGAGGAAAAACCUCACAGCGGAGGGGUGAAGAAGACCAUCAUGAACACCAUAUCCCGCGGCUCUCUGGCCUUCAUCGGCGGCCCCAGGAAGGACUCUCGCAACCUGUAUGACAACACCUACCAGAGUCCUAAGUUUUCUGACCUCACCACCACUAAGGACCACUCCAAGAAGACGAUGGGCGGCAUGCAGAAGAGGAUUAUCAGAAAGAAGAUGAUGGAUGAGAACAGAGGACCGAAUGACUUCAAGGUUGGCACCAUAGAGUCUGACGGCAAGAAGUCAGUGAGAAACUUGAAGGGUCUGCGCCGCGACUCUGAGAUCAUUUUUGUGCCCAACGGAAGUCUGAGCAGCACCAACAGUGAGUCCUCAACAUACGGCAAGAGAGGGAAGCUAACGGACGUUUUUGAGCAGGACGGAGAAGACGGCGGGCAGCCCCUGCAGCGCACCCUCAGUCAGCCAGACUUCUUCUACGGCGAUCAAGAUAAUCCCACCUUGAAGAACCGUGGCUCACUGUUUGCCAGACCCGGCUUUGGUUCCGUUGCCUUCAGGACCAACUCCAUUACGGCCACGCUGAGCAGUUUAGCCCCGAGUGGCAGCGACGACACCUCGCCCAGACUCUCCCCGCUGCAGGGCUCCGGUAGCUCCCUGGCUCACGGCAACGACUCAUCCGAACCCUGGGAAGAGGAGGACCUGCCUUCAGACGACGAGAGCGAGGCAACCCCAGUGUACCUCUUCUUGGCUGCGGCUGGAUUGGUAGAUUUCAUCCCCACCUUUGCGCGGGAGCACAUCGACCUGGACGCCCUCAUGCUGCUUACCGAGGAGGAUCUACUUAACCUCAAACUGCCGCUGGGGCCGCGCAGGAAGCUCCUUAAGGCUAUUAAUGAGCGCAAGUCUGCCAUAGAGAAUCCCGGAGAGGUUGAGGACAGCCAGCUCUGAGGGAGUGCUGUGUGUUACCAGUACGUUGUUGGUGUCACAUUUCCUGCCGACCCCCACCCCCAGCUCCUUCUCGCUGGCAUGACCAUACAACCAUUCUAGUCCAUGUUGUGCACCGACCUACUGACCUGUUCCUGCCAGUAACUCUUGACUAUCUUUGUACAUUUAUGUGUUUGGGUGUUGUGUCUACAAUUUGUAACUGUAAUGUGAAGAGUAUCAUGUGUGUGUGUGUGUGUGUGUGUGUGUGUGUGUGAACUUGGUUAGUGAAGUAAAGAUGAGUGUAUAUAGUGACACAGGAAUUACACAGUAUAUUUUACACUUUCCUUGUAUAGAAUAAUAAUAAAAAAAAAAAAAUGCUACUUUAAUCAAGACUGUAUCAUUAGUUUUAUAAAUGACUAAAAAUCUAUAGAGUGCAUUGAUAAGCAUAAUAGAAAAGUAAUUUUGUUCUUAAAAUGAAGAGAAAAUAACCUAAUUUGUGCAUGUCAUUAAAACAUCACAGUAUGUAAAAAAAAAAUUUCUCUCUCUCUCUCUCUCUCUCUCUCUCUCUCUCUCUCUCUCUCUCUGUGUGUGUGUGUGUGUGUGUGUGUAAGUUUUAAAAGUUCUCUGUAUUAUAACUGAUGUUUCCUUGCUGACCCGGUGCAUUCCUUAUCCUUUAAGACAUUCAUGUAGAAUUCUGUUACGUAAUUAUAGCGUUUACAGUGUAGUAUAAAUAAUGUGAAAAUGUAGUGUAUAUUUUGAAGGUAGCCAGCAGCCUCAAAAGACUAAACAGAAUUUUAUGUUAAAAAUAACCCUGCCAUUCUCUUGCCAUGGUAAGAAGUCUCAAACUUGGACCAUUCUGUGUUGUGUUUGGCUGAUGUGUCGAAAGAAACCUAGCUGUCCCCAGGGAACCAAGAGUUCCCAUGCCUCUCCACACCUCCAGUAUAGCUUUCAGGAAUGUAUAUGACCAAAGUAAAGAGUAAGGAAUUAUGUGGCCAUGAUUUGACUUUUGAAAGGUACAGAUUUCCUCGGAGUCUCCGUGCCUCAGCCUUUUUAUCUGCUGAUUCUGAAUGUUAGAUGUGCAGAGCUCCAGAGUUUGCUCAUAAUGUGUAUAUUUGAGUUAGCUGGUGGUGAUAUUUUACAAUGGGCAGAAAAUGCAAUGGCUGUAUAUUUGUAAAUCAGUUAUGAGUGUGCAGCCAAGUUUUCCUCCUGUGUAAAAGUAAAGACUGGUAUAUGACAUCCUCCUCAUGCAGUAACGAACAUUUUGUAAUCAUGUUAUUAUUUUCUAAAUCAAUUGGGUGUAAUUUGAUGCAGUAUGGUAGUAUUACCAUGAUGUUCUUUGAUUGAUUGACUGGCACGCUACAACCUGAGGUGCCCACUGUUGUGGAGAAAAGAGUAAGGAAUUAUGUGGCCAUGAUUUGAUUUUCGAAAGGUACAGAUUUCCUCUGAGUCUCCCUGCUUCAGCCUUAAUUAGCUGCCGAUGUGAGACAUUGUCAGCCACCUCUUAAGGAACAGUUUGUGCCAUUAUUUUCUACACUGUUCCUUAUCAUUGUAAUAUAUAAAUAGUCCAUUUCUUUCUAUCCUUCCAUUAUUUUAUUGUGUGACCUCUGCAUCACAUUUCUUGUCUUAAUUAGGAAUUGAAAAUAAAGAAUUAUUGACAAGA